Pelobates fuscus (common spadefoot toad) is the source of this 1052-nucleotide messenger RNA. RefSeq names its product cell division cycle associated 3 (gene CDCA3). The coding region runs from base 150 to 908 and encodes 252 amino acids. The record is from RefSeq and is a predicted model, not a curated record. Lineage: Eukaryota; Metazoa; Chordata; Amphibia; Anura; Pelobatidae. The transcript is spliced from 6 exons.
GUUUGAAUGUAGCUAGAGCUGCAGAUUCAGAGAGGAGGAGGCUGAGCAAGGUACAGGCUGUGUCCAGGAACAAACUGUAUCACUGCCGGUCAGGAGGGACUGCUGUCUAGGAACUGGUCUGUGCCACAGUAGUACUUGCAGCUGAUAAUAUGGGAUCCUCAGAGUCCAAAGUGCAAGUGACCCCAUUACGCCCCCUUCGCAAUCGUCACUUGUGUAAUGUGACCGAUCCUCGCUCCCCGACAGCUGGGAUACCAAGGACACCAAUUGAGGUUGGAGAUUCACCACGAACCACCCCAAAGUUGGCCCAGGAGGAAGAGAGCCAGGAAGAGCCAAUCACGGUUUCUGAUCCACGCUCCCCAACCCAUGGAAUAACCCGCACUCCCCUGAGACCACUUUUACAUGAUACCUUGAAUCUGUUGGCGAAGCAACUGAGUGAGGUGUUUGUAGUGGAGGAUUCUGGGACUGAAGUUAGCCCUUCACUGGAUACCGAUCUUCCAUCUGAGACACAAGAUGAACAAAUGCCUACUGAUCUGGAGGGUGCCAUUCAGGAGACCCAGGAGGAACUGGUUGACGGUCCAGCUGUGGAGCACGUGGCAGAACCACAGCCUGCCCCAGUAGAGGAGCAACCACAGAAACCCAGAGGCAAAUCUCCACAUGCUUCAGCUGCAAAAAAUGUCAGACAGCGUCCCAGGAAAGCCCUGCAUACGUCUGCAACUGGUCGAUCUCCAUUUAAAAUAUUACAGGAGGACAACUCGCCCAACACUACUGCUCAACACAGACAGGUUAAGAAACUCUCCAUGCAGCAGAAUGAGCAAUCCCCAUCACUCAGAGCUUUAAAGAUCUCGCACAACAGCUGGGAAAUGACCCAAAACAAAGAAAAUGCUCAGUAUGGGCAUAGUGAGGGCUGAGAGGACCGGGUGCAGCAUCUUUGUAUGUAAAUGUAAUUACAGAUUGUGCUGCUGUGUAUAUAAAUAUCGUGCACUACACAUGUAAAUACUUCAGCUACUGUGUGUCAAUUUCCAUGUUUUGGACAAUAAAUAAAUUGGAUUUUA